GCGACAGUCGAGCGGUAAACAGGUCGAUAAUGAGUCAACUCUACGACAUCCAACUGGAGAGGCCUAGUGGGGUCUACUAUGCUGGUGAGACGGUCAAUGGCCACAUCUAUUUAACACUACCGGAGCGUGCUCUAAUAAAAGCAAUUGCCUUGGAGUCAAAUGGUUUUGCAUACAGUUCUUGGCUGAAGCCGCAAAAGCAAAAAGCUUCAAAGAAACAACAAGUGGCCAAGCCGCCUUUGGCCUUUGAGAAACGAGCCGACUACUUCGCCAAGGUCGAUUACUUUGUUGGAUCGGAGCACGCUCUUCCGCAGAUUAUCGAUGCGGGCACCUACAGAUACGACUUCAGUGUGCAGUUGCCAAUGAAUUGUCCCAGUAGCUAUGAGGGAGCUCAUGGCCACAUUCGCUACACUCUGCAGCUGAUGUUGUACCGCUCAACGGAUCAGCCAGCUGAGAUGGCUGUGAUGCGCACCCUGCAGGUGUUGCAACGUUGCGAUACAUCGCCAGGCCAGCUGACAAGUCCCUGCGAGGUUCAAAGCAUGGAACAGACUUCAAAGCUUAAGUUCUGGCAGCGACCGCUGCAGCUGCAAUUGGAUAUUCCCAGAUCGGGCUAUGAGCCCGGAGCAUGCAUCUCAGUGCACGUAAAACUGGAUAACCCACAACAGCUGAAGUUGAAAACGCUGACCUAUAAGCUGAACCUGGUCAGCACCUACAUGGGUCAACAUCAAAGCAGACCCAAGCGUACGGAGUUUAAAGUGGAGCGUCGCUAUUUGGUCAGCACCAGUCAUCAGUUGAACGCAGUCCCACGCCACGAGCUGCUCAACUUUCAGCAUUUGCAGACGUUGCAAGUGCCACAGACACCUGCCACACUGAGUGCAGAUGUUUGUGCUUGCCUUCAGCUUAGCUAUGAAGUGGAAGUCUUAGUGCAAACCACAUCGCCAGAACGUUCCAUCUUGGCCCGAAUCCCAGUGAUAGUGACGAAUCCCACACCUCUGCAGGAUUGCCAAGUGCAACAACCCAUGGUUCGCACACCUUUCGAUCCGAUUGGCAAAGGCGCGUGCAGUUCACCUAAUCAGACACCUGAACACAACUCUCUCGCGAUGACAGCACCUAAUCUAAGCCAGUCGAUGAUCUCAUUAACUUCCAACUUCCGUGAGGCUGAGUUCAUGGUGGCUACUAAUCUAAACAAGAAGGACAAGCACGCCAUGUCAGGGGAAAACAUAGAUUUCAGACCGCGAUAUUUAUACUAUGAAAUGGAGCAUGCCGAAACCGAAAAGGUGUUGUAAAAGGGGAAAACUGUGGAGUCAGUUUUGAGAUUAUAGAUUUAGCAUAAGUAAUGUGUUUUAAGUUUGUACAUUUAAAGUAUUAUGUAGUAUAAAAAUGUUAUCUACGCUAUGACCGUUUGCAAGAAAUAGAAUGUGAACUUAAUUUUUGGUAAUAACAAAAAUUUAAAUAGUAGUGUACUCUUUGCAGCGUAUUUAGUAAUAGUUGAUUUGAAAUUUUAAAAGUAUUUUGUUUCAGAGAACCUUGAAGAGAAAUAAUACAAAUAAGUUAGAUUUUUAAUAAAUGUAAGCUACAUCGUAUUUAUACUAGAAAGUAUCUCAACUGCAAUUUAUUCUGCCAUUAGCAAAGCUUAUGAUAGAAGCUAGCCUUUGUAGCUCUCAAGAGCAAAAGUCUUUCAGCUUAUUUUCACUUUAAUUUAGCAAGGUAACUCUCCGAUAGGUGAAGUUUUUCCACAUUUGGUGUAAUUUUAUAAUUCGUAUAUUUUUUUAAUAACUAGCUAACUUUGGCGGUAUCUUCGCCCGAGUUGCAUUUAAAUAGAUAUUUCUCUUGCUUACAUUUAAAAUGUUUUAGUUGCGUUGAUUAUUAAUUAAAUGUAUUUUUAAUUGUGUACAUAUGUGUUUUUAAUUAUAUUUAAGGUCGGUCAGAAGAUUGUAUCAAAAGUACCAUAUCUGUUCAUUACAAUUUCAAAAGUCAAGUCUGUAUUUUUAAUUUAGUAGCGUGUCGGACAGAAACAUGCAGUAAAAAUAACUAUGUUUGUGUUUUACAAUUUUAAAGUCAAGUCUAUAUUAUUAUAUUUAUAUUUAUUAAUUAUCUUGUUCACAUGUGUUCUAAGUGACUUUGAA
Molecule: messenger RNA, 2123 nt
Organism: Drosophila albomicans
Lineage: Eukaryota; Metazoa; Arthropoda; Insecta; Diptera; Drosophilidae
Product: arrestin domain-containing protein 17
Exons: 3
Coding region: 30-1283 (417 amino acids)
Biological process (GO): protein transport
Cellular component (GO): cytoplasm
Source: RefSeq, a predicted model, not a curated record